This is a messenger RNA of Trichoplax adhaerens, 2559 nucleotides long. RefSeq lists its product as uncharacterized. The transcript has 3 exons. The record is from RefSeq and is a predicted model, not a curated record. NCBI's taxonomy places the organism in Eukaryota, Metazoa, Placozoa, Uniplacotomia, Trichoplacea, Trichoplacidae. Gene Ontology annotation, cellular component: nucleus; chromocenter. Bases 1 to 2559 code for a protein of 852 amino acids. Gene Ontology annotation, molecular function: chromatin binding; DNA binding.
AUGGUUCCUAUCGGUUGGAAGCGUAUUCGAGAUAAUAAUACAAUCUACUAUGUCAGCCCAACUAAGGAUAAACUUUGGAACAUGUCCGAUGUUAUCAAAUAUGUCACUUCAGACGGGACUUGUAAAUGUAACUUACAAUGCCCACUAUUCCUAGAUCGAGUAUUCACAUUUAGCCUUGAUGUUAAGCAAAUGGAACCACCAUUUGAAAAAAGCAAAAGCAAACUAUGUACUUGUCCUAUUAUUCGGCGUGGUAGACCAAGAAAAUAUGAAUUAAAAGAAGGAAUGAAAGUCAACUACAAAAAGAAAAAGUCUUACAUUAGUCAAACUGAUAUAAAGCCAGUGGCUGACGGCGAUUGCAACACCAAUAGAAGUGAUUCGAAUUUAAAAAGUAUUCUGGAAGACAAGACACAAGAUAAUAAAAGAGUCAAGAAGAAAGGAACCCUCAAUGUUGAGCCUUUGAUCAAAAGUGAACCCAAUUUUCAUGAUAAAACUAGUACUGAAGGAGAUAAAAUAACCAGCGACAAGGGUAACAAUAACAAGCGGGGCAAAAAUAACACCAAUAAAAAUCUACCGAAACAGGACGAUACAAUCAAUCAAAUAGACAACUAUCAAUCCUUUGGAAAGAUUUCUUCUAUCGAAAGUGACGUUUCUUCAGGCAAUAAAGGAAAAAGGAAACUCAAAGUGGUAAACACUUCAAAUACAUCCGCUGACAACACUCGUACUCCACAGAAACGGAAAGAGAAAAGAUCUGCCAAUAAAGCUGGAAAUGGCGAUACGAUGGCUCUGUCUGUGGAAGAUAUCAAUGACGACAGUCUAUUCGAUUUAGGCAAAAAAUCAAAGGCGAAAAAAUCAAGGAAAAGACUUUCUUCUAUGGAUAUUGAAGAUGUUUCAUUAAGCGAUGUCAUGAAUAUACCCUUAAAACAGAUUCCUACAACGCCUAUUAGUACCGAUAAUCGACCACCUAGCCCAUCUUUUGAUUACAAUACGCAUUUAAUCAUGCCUACUCCGGCUGCUAAAGUCGCUGUAGCAUCAAAUCAAGUUACCCCAAGAACUCCCACUAUGGUCAACUAUACUAAUAAUUACUUUACAGCCAACUCAUCUACUGGAUACGAUGUUGGUACUCAUCAGCCUGUUCAACUUGGAGGUAUUCAACGAUCACCAUCAUCAAACUUAUUACCUACACAAUUAAAUAAUCAUUCUUAUUCUUCACCGUCAAGUAAUAACUGCCAAAUUGGAGAAUGUAUCGAAGCUUACCGAAAUACUACUGCGCCAACUACGCCAAUCGAAUCUCAUAAUUCGUAUGAGGUGAUGCAACCAACAACUUUAACAAAGCAACAGUUAAAUGUACCCCAUUGUACAGCAAAUAUACCUGCAAAUAGAGCUAUACAGGGUACUAUGGGAAAUAUGAAUAACAUGGAUCAACAACAGCAACAAAAUUAUAUGAUGCUUGAUCAAUCAAAUCAUCCAAAUAGAAUAUUGACACCUCCAGAUCUUAAUUAUGUUGGUAUAGAAAACGAAGCUGAAAAUAAUCCGGCUGAUAUGUUCAUGAGUGGUGUGAAUACGAUGGAUAGUUCGACGGUAAAUUCUAUGAACUUAACUCCUCAGCCGCAAUCUCCUACAGGCAAUAUGUAUUCUUCAGGUAAUAAUACAUGCCAAAAUUAUUACAUUAACUCCGCACAACCUCAACACAGCCAAAAUCCUGCUGCAGAUGGUUUAUUAAGUAGUGAUGUGGCGAAUAUGCAAAAGCAAUUAUCUUCUGAUGAUUGCCAUUACUAUAGUAUGUCACCCUCUGGUUCAUCUUAUAAUUAUUCAUCGCCAACAACUCCACGAAUGAUACCCGUAACAAGUGUCAUGGCAGGCAAUCCGAUGAAUUCCAACACCGUUACUAUGUCAAACAAUUUGGAUAAUCAACUUGAAUCAACUUGCCCACAAAAUCAACAAAUUCCACAAGUAAUGCAUUCUUAUGGAAAUAACCUCUCAAGAAGCAAUUCAGCAGUAAUGAUCCAAGGCCAUUCGCAGCUUGUUCGUCAACACAGUACUGGACAGACUGCACAGGCUGGAAUGUCAGAUUAUUGCCUUAACAAUAACAACAAUAAUAAUCGCUACAAUAUGCAAGUCAAUUCUACUGCGUACAUGAAUAAUUCGGGACCAAUCUGUACGUCUGGCAGUAAUCAAUCUCCAGUAACUGGUUAUAAUCAAUCCAAUCUUCAAAUGAAUUCACAAUCUCAACAUUUAAUUUACAAUGACAUGUCUUCUAAUCCUCAAAUCAUGCAACAGCAUGAUGGGUCAUUAAAUUAUCCUACAUCCAAUAUGCAAUUAUCGACAAAUAUGAACAUUGAUAAUCAAAAUGAUAGUAUAAAUAUGAUGUCCAACAUGCCGAUUUUAGAACCUCAUUCCGUUGGUAUGCGUACUGAUAUUCCAUCUCAAUCAGUAAAGCAAUCGAAUGUAGUUAUGGAACAGCAGCAACAAAACACUCAAAAUAAUCGCCAAUAUGUCGGCGUACCUUCAACAUUACUGGAUGGGCAACCAGGCCAGAUUAGCCAAUUUGAUAUGUGCUAA